AAACAUCUUUUUUGUAUCAAGCAUCUUCUUUUGAGUUAUUGCUAACUUGUAGUAUCAUACGAAAUGGCUUCUUUCAAGUCCUGCAUGGCAUCAUACACUAGCCUUUGUAUGUUCUUUCUCCUCUUAUCCUUCACCACCACAACCCAUGCUCAGCGUGGGCUUUCUAGAAACUUUUACCGCGCUAGAUGCCCUAAUCUUGUGAAUAUCGUUCGAUCUUCCAUUCGAAACGCUGUUGCCAAUGAUCCUCGUAUGGGCGCUUCGUUGCUUCGUCUUCAUUUCCAUGAUUGCUUUGUUGGUGGAUGUGAUGCAUCAGUACUACUCGACACCCCAGGUGGUGAAAAACAAUCAGUUCACAACGUGGGCUCUUUACGAGGAUUUGGAGUAAUCGACACCAUUAAACAACGACUUGAGAAUGCUUGUCCUGGUAUUGUUUCUUGUGCAGAUAUAUUAGCACUUGCUGCUAGAGAGUCUGUUGUUGUGCUUGGUGGGCCAAGUUGGAAUGUUCGAUUUGGGAGAAGAGACUCAACUUCGAGACCAAGCGCAAGCAUUGCUGAUGGUGAACUUCCCUUUGGCUUUAAUAAUCUUGCUGACCUCAUCCCUUUGUUCAGGCGCAAAGGUUUCUCCGUCAGAGAAUUGGUUGCUCUUUCAGGGUCUCACACAGUAGGGCAAGCUAGGUGCAUACGCUUCCGUGAUCGUGCCCACGGAGAACAAAACAUUCUUCCAAGUUUCGCACAAUUUUUGCAAAGGAUAUGCCCACUUAAUUCCGGUGACAACAAUCUUGGUCCUUUGGAUGUUAGAUCUCCAAAUGCCUUUAACAAUGACUACUUCAAAGGUUUAACCAACUUUCAAGGCCUACUUCACUCAGAUCAAGUACUAUUUACUGGACGUGGUGGACAAACUGAUGGUAUAGUUCGACUCUAUGCAAACAAUCAACGAAUUUUCUUUAGGGAUUUUUCAGCUGCAAUGUUGAAAAUGAGCAGGAUGGAUGUUUUAACUGGCCGUAGAGGGACAGUCCGUAGCAAUUGUAGGGCUCUAUAAGGACGUCCUAAAGAUUGUUGCACCUCGAUGAAUCUAUGCAUUUGAGUUGGGAAAUAUAUUAUUCAAGAAGUAUGUUUGAAAAAACGGCUAUAAAAUAGAGAAAUAUGUCUCAAGAUGUUUUCUUUAAUUAUUAAUUUGAAUUUGUUGUAUGAUGUACAUAUGUAUUAGUAUUCAAACUUGAGCAAUGCACGAGUUAAUACUAAGAAUGUACGUAAUUUAAUUGUUUUAUUGUUGAUCUGUUAGAAUUUUAGCUGCUUUGUAUUUGUGUGUGAUGAAGAAAAGUGUAAUUGUGUUAUUAUGUAUAAUUUUCAUAUUCAAUAUUGUAAUUUAUUUAAAUUUUACAGUA
This is a messenger RNA of Beta vulgaris subsp. vulgaris (sugar beet), 1384 nucleotides long. Its product is annotated as peroxidase P7. Gene Ontology annotation, molecular function: heme binding; peroxidase activity. NCBI's taxonomy places the organism in Eukaryota, Viridiplantae, Streptophyta, Magnoliopsida, Caryophyllales, Amaranthaceae. Gene Ontology annotation, biological process: hydrogen peroxide catabolic process; response to oxidative stress. The transcript is spliced from 4 exons. The coding region runs from base 64 to 1038 and encodes 324 amino acids. The record is from RefSeq and is a predicted model, not a curated record.